ACAAGAAAGUACCUAACACGCGUGCUGUAGACGAGAAACGUUCAGUCGAGACAGAGCUCAUCCACGGGUUAGUUGAUUUAUUCUCAUCCAACAGACAAAAUGGCCGAUGUACCAAAACGUGAUCUUGAAAAUAUCGAAUUCGUUUUCGAAAUCAUGGGCUCUGCCGGUGUGGGCAUUGAUGCCGUUGAUCUAGGUGAUGCCCUCCGCGCCCUCAACUUGAACCCAACCUUGGCGUUGAUCGAAAAAAUGGGCGGCACCAAGAAGCGCAAUGAGAAGAAAAUCACCUUCGAAGAAUUCAUCCCCAUCUACGCACAAGUGAAGAAGGAGAAGGAUCAGGGCUGCUACGAAGAUUUCAUUGAAUGUUUGAAAUUGUACGACAAAGCCGAGGAUGGCACAAUGCUGUUGGCUGAAUUGCAACACGCCCUACUGUCACUUGGUGAGGCAUUGGAUGAUGAGCAAGUUGAGACUCUCUUCGCCGAUUGCAUGGACCCCGAAGAUGAUGAAGGCAUGAUUCCAUACUCCCCAUUUCUUGCCAGAAUGUGUGAAAGACCAGAUAUGCUAUAAAAUCACCAUUCACUUAUAGCGGCAACCAUUCUCCAUAGAUG
Molecule: messenger RNA, 605 nt
Organism: Rhagoletis pomonella (apple maggot)
Lineage: Eukaryota; Metazoa; Arthropoda; Insecta; Diptera; Tephritidae
Product: myosin light chain alkali-like
Exons: 5
Coding region: 100-564 (154 amino acids)
Cellular component (GO): muscle myosin complex
Molecular function (GO): calcium ion binding
Source: RefSeq, a predicted model, not a curated record